This is a messenger RNA of Centruroides sculpturatus (bark scorpion), 1138 nucleotides long. Its product is annotated as tRNA wybutosine-synthesizing protein 5-like. The record is from RefSeq and is a predicted model, not a curated record. Gene Ontology annotation, molecular function: 2-oxoglutarate-dependent dioxygenase activity; tRNA binding. Lineage: Eukaryota; Metazoa; Arthropoda; Arachnida; Scorpiones; Buthidae. The transcript is spliced from 7 exons. Bases 89 to 1030 code for a protein of 313 amino acids. Gene Ontology annotation, biological process: wybutosine biosynthetic process.
AACACGUGGUUUACUAUGGUUGGUUGUUGUCAAACAUCGAGGCAAAUGUAAUGUUUUAUGCAGUGUUCAGCAAAUUCUGAAUAUCGUAAUGGGAAACAAUAAUAAAAGAGAAAUUUUAAUAAUAAAUAACGAAACGACAGAUUCUGCAUUUGAAUACUUUACGAAAGAAAUUUACCCAAGAAGAAUUCCUGUAAUUCUUCGAAAGUUUUCUAUUGGUUCAUGCAUCAAUAAAUGGACACCAGAUUAUUUAUCAAAACAGUUGGGAGAACAUAUUGUGAAAGUUCAUGUUUCAACACAAGAAAGAAUGGAUUUUAUUCAAAAAAAUUUCAUAUAUAGUGAUCAUAAAUGGCAUAGAGGGUUUAUCAGAAACAAUUUAAAGAAGCAAACAGAAAUGUAUUAUUUAAGAUCACUUGGUGAAAAUCCUCGCAAAGAUCCUGCUAAUAUUCAAAAGCAAUUUCCUAAAAUAGCAAAUGAUAUUGAAUUUCCACCUUUUUUUCAAGAACAGCAGUUUUUUUCUAGUGUGUUCCGUAUAUCAUCACCUAAAUUAUGCCUUUGGACACAUUACGAUAUUAUGGAUAACUUUUUAAUUCAAGUUACUGGUCACAAACGUUGUGUUUUAUUCCCUCCAUCUGAUGUUUUAAAUUUAUAUUUAAAAGGUGAUAAAUCUGAAGUGUUAGAUAUAGAUAAUCCAGAUACUAAAAAAUAUCCGAAUUUUAAAAAUGUUAUAUGGCAUGAAUGUAUUCUUCAACCAGGAGAUAUACUUUUUAUACCAGCAUUAUGGUUUCAUAAUGUAACAGCAUUGAGCUUUAGUAUUGCUGUUAAUGUUUUUUGGAAAAAUUUAGAAGAUACUUAUUAUGACAAGAAAGACAUAUAUGGAAAUAAGGAUUUAAUAUUAGCCAACAAUGCAUUCGAUCAUUUAGAAAAAGCAUUAAGAUCCAUUAAAGAUUUGCCAAGUGAUUAUAGAAAAUUUUAUGCAUGUCGCUUAAUAUCAAAGAUUCAAGAAACACUUAAAGAAACUGGUAAUUCAUAGUAAUCUAGGAAAAUAAAAAUUUUCUGUUCAAAAAUAUGAUUGUUUUUUUUCUUUUCUGUUUUUAUAUCAAUAUAAAAUACCUGUUGUCUGUCACUGAAAAUCAAAUCA